AAAAAAAGCUUUAAUCCUAAGCAAGUAUUGAAAAAUACAGCACUUCACACGCUGUGAAGUCCACAAUGAUAGUUUCAUUAGAGUUUAGAAGUUUUAAAAUAUUUUUAUGCCUCAUAGUCACUUCCUAAAACUCUUCUAAAGACUCUUCUGCGCUAUGUUGCCUUUAAGGCUAAACUCGGGGCUUUCAAGCUGAAAUCCCUCACUUGACGUGGAAAAAAGACGCACGACAAGUCUUGCCUGUUUCUAUUAAGGGUGCAUAAUUGUUCCAGCCCUCAAAAAGUAAUUUUCUAUCAUAUUCUUCUAAAAGUGAAUUAAUAGCUGUGUUUUUUGUGUUUAAACAAAGAAUUGUGUGAUUGGUUUGUGUUAUACAAAAUGUGUUUGAUGGUCCGGGAAACCUUUAAGCGGCGGAGUAAAGUGAUUAGACGAAGUACUUGUCAGUCAUUUGAAGUGUAGUUAGGUAGCGUUGCUCCGCCCUCCGCAAACUGCCAGCAGCUGCAGCUAGCAGCAGAGCAAAUGGUCAUUUGGAUGCACACAUUGAAUGAAAGUCAGUGUAGGAGGCUGUAGUCAGCAGCAACUAACAAUAUCUGCACUAGGUGAAGUUAUCGCACAGUGUAGAUUGUAGGCACUCAGCUUCACAGGACAAGCAGAGACACGCCUAUACUUUGGAAAAAUCCAGGUUGGAGAUAUUUGUGGCAGGGGAAGGAGCAGGCGGUGUGAGGUAAUGCAGCGGGUCACGGCGCAGCUCGUCGCCGGGCUGGUCGCAGCGGUGCUGUCGCUGCUGUCCGAGCAGUCCUGGGCAGAUGGUGGGGGGCCCAGCCUCUCUGAACGGGUUAUCUGGGCUGUAAAUGCCGGGGGCGACGCGCAUGUAGAUGUGCACGGUAUUCACUACAAAAAGGACCCACUGGAAGGGAAACUUGGUAAAGCCUCUAAUUAUGGGAUGCGUCUGCCAAUACUACGGUCCAAUCAGGAGGACCAGAUUUUGUACCAGACAGAGCGCUACAAUGAAGACAGCUUUGGAUAUGACGUCCCCAUUCGUGAAGAAGGAGAGUAUAUACUGGUUAUGAAGUAUGCAGAAGUUUACUUUGCUCAGUCACAGCAAAAGGUGUUUGAUGUUCGUCUAAAUGGCCACGUGGUGGUGAAGGACCUGGAUAUAUUUGAUCGAGUAGGACACAGUACUGCUCAUGAUGAGAUCGUGCCCUUCUCUAUUAGACGGGGCAAGCUGAGCGUGCAGGGAGAGGUAUCCACUUUCAACGGCAAGCUCACUGUGGAGUUUGUAAAGGGUUAUUAUGACAACCCCAAGAUCUGCGCUCUCUACGUGAUGAAGGGGACAUUAGAAGAUGUACCAAAGCUUCAACCUCACCCUGGCUUAGAGAAGCCUGAGGACGAUGACGACGACGAUGAUGAGGGUGAAGUAGGCGAGGAAGGUGGGAAGAAAAAGCCCCCAAAAGGUACCCAUCACAGGGUCCAGUCAGGCCCCCGAACACCAAACCCAUACGCAGCUGACAACAGCAGCCUAAUGUUUCCCAUCCUCGUUGCGUUUGGGGUGUUCAUCCCAACACUGUUCUGCCUCUGCCGGCUGUGAGCUAAAACUAUCUACUAACGAGACGGACACGGGACUGUGAAGGAAGGGAGGAGGAGAAUGAGGGGGGGGAGGGGGUCAUGGUGGUAACAGCAGCACAGGUAAAACAUACACACAGGAGAGGGCUGGACAAGGAAGUACACAAAGAAGACAAUAACUUUUGGAAGACCCACUGCAAGACGACGCAGAUGCUGUAAGAAUGGGGGGGAAGGAGAUGCAGGAAGUGUAUGCUGUGCGCUUCUCUUUGAAUUUGUUUGCAUCCACCUCUGCUGACCCUUUUGAACAGUGUUAGCCAUUUCCACACCAGUCCUUCAAAGGCUGGGGGGAAAAAAAAAAACAACAUUUCGGCAUUAAAAGGAUGCUCAGGAGUGUUUGGUCCGGGACGGUUUUUGUAAACUAAAAAGCAUUGCUUUGUACGGGGCGUAGAAAGAAUGCACUCCUGCUCAGCAUCUGGCCAGACAUGUUACUUUCAAAUUGGAAAUGGUACUGCUGAGAAUUUGAUUAAAUAAACUAGAAAUCUGUCACGGUUAAUGGAAAUGCAGUUGUCAUCUGAGAGACAAGUGCAGAGAUGGAAUAUUCGUAUCUUUCUGUUCUAGUUGGUCCUUUUUUGUUGAUGUGCCAUCUUCUACCUGCCAUGUUGAAAUAUCAGAAAGUCCUUUGAUAACCGGUGGGCUCACUUGCUGUCUAAGUCGCCUUGCCUUUACGUAAAUGUAGGUCAGGUUUCAGAAAUGCGUCUGUGUGCAGUGAUGAACAUCUUUGGUAUUGUUCCACCAAAUACUAAAUCAGGGCCAUCAAAAAUGUGCUCAUCUGUGAUAACAAAUUACAAGACCCUAUUGGAGUUUGUUUGGUCGCUUUUUUUGUUUGUUUGGUUUUUUUUGGGGGGGGGGGUCAUCCCGAGGAUGGAUUUAUUUUACAAGUCGCACAUCUAAUCUUUAAAAAAAAAAAAAAAAGCUGUUUCCUUCAGUAAAAGACGCCAUAUUCAUAUUUAGUGAGAGGCAAAGUUCAUGCUGUGAAAAGCUUCAUUGAGUCAGUUACAUCGCUGUAUUUUCUGUGACAUCUGCCUUUUUUUUUCUUUUUUUUUCUGUUCAUUCACUAGUGCGUGUCUUUUUUUGUUUCACCAAAGAAUGUCAUUUUUGUUAUUUUAUCAGAAAACUUCAAACAUGGUGGCCUGGUUUUGUUUUUUUGUUUUUUUUAAAUUUGAAUUUUAUAUCUCUGUCCAAAAUGUGUUUUUAAAACAAAUGUGAGUAGUUGACUCUGAAGUGUUAAACUAUCACAACAGGUCAGGACUUCUUAAUAUUAGGAUUCUAAAUGAUUACAAAUCCCCCCCCCCCCGAUACACUUGCCAUGUAUUCUCCAAGUCACUCUUUGUAUAUCGGAUGUUUGUCCUCUGAGAGGUGAGAAAGCACAACAAUAAUAUAAGUUUUUAAAAAAAUCAACUGUGUACCAGAUGAUAUGUGUGAACCUUUAUUCAAUUCUUCUCUUAGCUUUUUCCAUUCUGUUGUCGUCAAACGUUUCAGUGUUGCCUGUACCUUUUAUGUGUAGUUACAUUGUGAAUUUCCUGUGGGGUCAUAUUUCGGUCUUUUGAGUUGAUCAAAUUGGGACAAAAUGAAAUCUAUGAGCCCCCCCCCGCCUCGCACUCCCCUCACAUAUCUAUGUUGUCGGCGUCCGCUUUGAGCUUUUGUUUGGACAAAAAUGUUCUUGGCUUUCCACGCAGACUGAAAAGAAGCUUUGUUUUUUGGUUUUGGUGGCGUUGUUGUGAAGUCUCCUGUUAAUGUAUCUAGUUACUUACCUUAAGUGCUUAGCUCUACUCUGAGGAUGAUUUUGUAACUUUGCCUGUUUCACUAAUGCGUCUUAAGUACUCACCACCCAAUCCUCCUCUCCCUUCUCUGACUAGUAUUGCUGUUGCCAUACGCAGUACUUGAAAAGUGAUUAAUAAUUCAGGCGUCGUGGAUGCUUCCUUACUCCUCAGUCCUCCUCAUUGUGAUUGAUGGUGGUUUAAAAAUUUGGUGCCAGAAAAUAUUUAGCCAGUUUAUGGUAGUGUUGUGUGUGUGUGUUUUGUUUCUUUUGAAUGUUGUAAUAUCUUACUCUUAUUUCAUACAGACUGGUGAGAAAUGAAAGAACAAACCAACAGUGUUUCAGUGUGCCUUGGCACUGAUUCCAGAAGUUUCCAGAUAAGUGUGUCACGAAGGAAACUGACUGGCGUCUUAUGCGGGAGCUUUAGCAUGUUUGGGUUGUUUUAGUGUGAAGUUUACUCAUAUUUUCACUUUAUUUUUGGUUGGGUUAAGGCAGCCAAACCUGGUGGGGUUUCCUAAGUGGUUAAUUGUUAGUAUCUUCAGAAUUUUGCUGGUGACGCCAAAAUGCCUUGACUGAGUCUCAGCAUGUUGUUGUUGUUGUUGUUGUUGUUGUUGUUUUUUUUGUUUUUUGUUUUGUUGUUUUUUUUUAAUUGGAAGUGAGACUAGACUCGGACCCUCCUUCAAGUCACUCCCAUCGGGUUUGAAGGUUUGUUUUGUUUUUUGUUUGUUUCUUCUUGUAGGACAAAGAUGACCAUUUGAUUGCGUUGACCUUUGCCUUUAUGGUGGCACUUAGGCUCGCUUGAUGACACGGAUAUCGAGAAUGCGUAGUCCUUCCAUCUGUCUGCAUUUUCUGCCACUUAUCCAGGUCCCAAGACAGCUCCUUAAGCAGAGAUCUCUCUCUCUCUCCCCAGCCACCUCCUUUACCUUCAAGUGUUCCUAAGACAGAGACACAAUCUCUCCAGUGUGUCCGGGGUCUACUCCAGCCUAGUCCCAGUUGGACGUAACCGAAACACCUCAUCCAGGAGCUCAGAUCGGGUCCAAGUCAGAUGCCUGAUCGAGCUCAACUGGCUCAUUUUGUUGCAGAGAUCCAGCAGCUCUGCUGACCUGAAUAGCCAUCCAGUCUUUAAGGCAGAACCUAGACACCAUUCAGAGGAAGCUCAUUUCCACCGCUUGUAUUUGCUCAGUCUUUCUUUUGGUUGCUAUUUAGAGUUCAUGGCCAUAAGUGAUCCACAGGUAAAUCGACAGCUUCGCUUUCACGUUCAGCGCUCUCCUCACCAUGACAGCACUGGAGCAUACACCUGCUCCUUCCUUCUCUGUCUCACAUACAAGACCUGGAGAUACUCAACCAUCUCCUUGGGGCAACAACUUGCUCCCAGCUUGGUGUGGACUCUCCACCCUUGACAUGUACAAGCUUGCGUCCAUCACUCAAAGAAGCCAUCAAGAAAAUUUUAUAGUUCUUUAUUAUAAAUAGUGUACUAUUUAUAAUAUAGUGUACAAUUUGCAUGGUUUAAAAAGAAGAAGAAAAAAAAGGGGGGGGGCACACAGAUGUCCUCUUGGAGCCUUGUUCUCACCCCUUGCAGGGAAAAUAUAACACCAGCUUCAGGGGGCCAAGUGGACCCAAGCCAUCCCAUCAAAAUGCCUCAUAGCACAGCAGAAAAUAAGGUCUCCUCACUGCAGUCAUCAAGUAUGUGACUGAUUUUGUUUUGGGGUUUGUUUGUUUUUUCUCUCUUUCAUUUGUCACCAAUCUGUAUAAGCGCCUUUCUUUCCUCUGAAAAGAUGCAAAACGUUCAUUUAAUCCAGCGCCAAAGUCACCAUAUUCUGCUCCUCUGCAAGUCUACACAGUCGCGUUUGUAUAUAAGGUACAAGAUCACACUUUUUAUCGUGUGACGACAAUGUUUUUGGUUUUGUUAAUUUGGGGUUGUAAGUGAGGGUUUGUUUUUGAUCUUGUUUUGUUUCUUAUGAAGAUGACUUUGUGGCCUUUUCUUCUGGGGAGAAAUGGUUAUUGGUACAGAGUAUAAAAAUUCUAACAGGCAGCCAGGUGAGCUGUCUGUUAAACAAAUGAGAUUAUCUCUGAAUAUAUGGGAUCUUCCAUUGCGUUAGGUGUAAAUUAAAUCGGAGCGGGGCUGACCUGGAGAUAUUUUAUAAUACGCUUGGAUUUGUUUGAAAUUUUUUUUUUUUUUUUUCCUCAGGAUUUGUUUUAGUUUGACUUUUUAAAACGUGAUAUAUUAUUGGUGUGACAUUUUGCACUGCCUCAUGUAUUUUAAAAUGUCGUGUGUGUGUGUGCGCGUGUGUGUGUGUGCGCAUGUGUCUUUGUUGCCUUGAAUUGUUAAAUACAAAUGCGCUUUACCAUCAUUCGCCUUGAGGUGGCUCUUUUGUUGGCUUAUGUCAAAACAGCCUUUUUAUUUUUUUUUAUUUUUAUUUUAUUUUUCUUCCUUCUCUGUACAAAAAAACUUUUCAGGGCUAGAUUUUCAUUCCACAGGAAGGACUCUUUUUAGGAGAACAGGACACAUGUCAGAAGAAUUAAAAUGUAUAUCAAGUCUGUUCUUAACCUCAACUAAAAAAACCACAAGUUUUGCAGGAAAAGUGUAAUAAACAUAUACCCACAACUUAUUUCAAGCAGUCUCCUCACAUCCUUCUUUCCAGACCUUUUGUUGUUGGUCUCGUAGUUAACUACCACAGUGGAAUGAAGAUCUGCUCUGCUUUUUUUCUUUUCCCACAAGAGAACCAAAGAAUUUCAGUCAUUCCAUCCAAAUUGUUCAUCAGAGUCCUAACAUGGUGCAAAAUAAUUACCUCUCAUCCUUUCUUUCACCUGGGAAACGUGCUAAAUCAAGCUAACAUGUCAUUUCAUGUCUUGUCAUCGCAUUUAUUGAGGCCAUGCCAGAAUACUCAAUCUUGUCUUUGUUUUUUAAAAAUCAUUGUAAAAGAGUCGUUUGAAUUGCUCUGUAAUUAUUGUAAAAUUGUUUUUGUUUUGGCAUGUUUUCUUUUAACUUUUUUUUUCUUUUUUUUUUUUUCUUUUUUUUUAAACUAAACAUGUGAGAUCAACUUAAACGGAAACAAAUUUGAACAGCAGAAAUCAGCCAACUUGCCCAUUGCCCAGGCAGCAGCCCAUUCAAUUUGAACAGCCGGGUCUGCUGCCGUGAAUGUGUAUGCGUGAGACAUGGAGUGUGCAAGUUGUCCCUUAUACGCACGUGUUUGGUAAAUAAUUGCUCUUCUGAGGGAUGUAAGCAGCAGCAGGUGGACUGAGAAACUGUAUGCGAGACCCCUGAUCUUCUGCCUCAGAUAUGGCAUAUAUGGGAACUGCUGAUAAAUGCUGUCUUUUUAAUAAAUGUGCUAUUUUUAUCAGAA
Messenger RNA from Haplochromis burtoni (Burton's mouthbrooder), 6717 nucleotides. It is a transcript of the gene mlec, whose product is annotated as malectin. NCBI's taxonomy places the organism in Eukaryota, Metazoa, Chordata, Actinopteri, Cichliformes, Cichlidae. The transcript is spliced from 6 exons. Gene Ontology annotation, molecular function: carbohydrate binding. The record is from RefSeq and is a predicted model, not a curated record. The coding region runs from base 722 to 1582 and encodes 286 amino acids. Gene Ontology annotation, cellular component: membrane.